AUGAGUCCGUCUGGUAAUGAUGUGAAGCUGGCCAGCGGCCGACAUCCAACCUGUAACUUCCUGUUGGAGGUGGAGAAAGACCAGAUGGAGUGUCUGAGGAGGCUGAGGGAGGAGGAGGCCAACCGCAUCCAUAAAGGUCCUGGCUGCAAAGGAGUAUGGGAUAGCAUCGCGUGCUGGGAUCGAGCUGAAAUCGGCGAAACCGUCAUCAUCCCCUGUCCUCGAGUCCUUAAGACUGUAUUUGGCAGAAAUGGAAACAUUAGCAGAAACUGCACAUCAGCCGGAUGGUCGGAGGUUUUCCCAAACAUCAGCAGUGUGUGUGGGAUGGACACCAGCCAGGAUAAGCUGGUCUUCUACGUGGUUGUGCAGGCCUUGUACACUCUGGGCCACAGUCUGUCUCUGAUCGCCCUCACCACAGGAAGCGCCAUCCUCUGCCUGUUCCGGAAGCUCCACUGCACCAGGAACUACAUCCACCUCAACCUCUUCUUCUCCUUCAUCCUGAGAGCCGUGGCCGUGUUGGUGAAAGACGACAUCCUGUUCAACCGAACCUCCCAGUGCUCCAACCAGCCGUCACUGGUGGGUUGUAAAGCCAGCCUGGUGUUUUUCCAGUACUUCAUCAUGGCUAACUUCUUCUGGCUGCUGGUGGAGGGUCUGUACCUCCACACUCUGCUGGUGGUCAUCUUCUCAGAGAAUCGCCACUUCAUCGUCUACCUGUUCAUCGGCUGGGGAAUCCCCACUGUGUUCGUCUUUGCGUGGGUGAUGACGAGGGUUUACUUGGAAGACACUGGUUGCUGGGAGAGAAAUGACAACCCAGUACCUAACUGGGUGAUCAAUGGGCCGAUCGGAUUCUCCAUCAUGGUGAACUUCAUCCUGUUCAUCAGUAUCAUCCGGAUCUUGGUUCAGAAGCUGAGGUGUCCUGACGUGGGCGGCAACGACCAAUCACAAUACAGGAGGUUGGCCAAAUCCACUCUCCUGCUGAUCCCUCUGUUUGGGAUCCACUAUGUGGUCUUUGUCUCUCUCAGUGAAUCAAUCGCUGAAGAUUAUAAAAUAUUUUUUGACCUGGCCCUCGGAUCAUUUCAGGGUCUGGUGGUGGCCAUCCUGUACUGUUUCUUAAACAGUGAGGUUCAAAGCGAGCUGAAAAGAAAGUGGCGGAGCAUGUGUCUUAACUGCCGUCUGAGCAGAGAUCGCCACUUCAGCAACACCUUUGCGUCCCGGAACGGUUCGGAACACUUGGGCCAGUUUCACCGCAACUCCCGAACCCAGUCCAUCCUGCAGUCUGAGACCACCGUGCUGUGAGGACCUGUAGUGAUUGGUUUUUCAGAAAAUAAUGCUAACGCUGUAACCCGAAGUGAAGUACCACAUGGGUGGGACCUGCAAAAUCGCUCAAGAGCAGAUUUUGGUUUCAGCUUUACAAAUCUGAGGGAUUCUCUACUGUAGAUGUUCCUUCAGUUUUUCCGCUUUGUGAGGUGUGCUUGUGUCGGAGCCAACCAGGAGCCUUUUAAUUCAGUGUUUCUAUGUCUGUGACGUGAACAGGGAUGCAUUUUGUGAGCAGAUUUUGCCACACUGGUACCCUAAGAUGUCUAGUCUGAUCUUCAUGGACCUGUAGGCCAUGAAAUGCACCUACUUUGAUUAGUGUAUGUUGCAUGUUGGACACAUUUAAUUCAGUAUUUAUAUUUAAAAAUAUUUAUGAAAGACAUAGUGCCAUUCUUCUCUUCAGGCCAGAAAACCUGAGGACUUAUGAUUGCGCUCUUAAUGCAAAAAAAAACAAAAAAACAAAAAAAAA
This is a messenger RNA of Sphaeramia orbicularis (orbiculate cardinalfish), 1780 nucleotides long. Its product is annotated as vasoactive intestinal polypeptide receptor 2-like. Gene Ontology annotation, cellular component: plasma membrane. The record is from RefSeq and is a predicted model, not a curated record. Lineage: Eukaryota; Metazoa; Chordata; Actinopteri; Kurtiformes; Apogonidae. Gene Ontology annotation, biological process: cell surface receptor signaling pathway; adenylate cyclase-modulating G protein-coupled receptor signaling pathway. The coding region runs from base 1 to 1293 and encodes 430 amino acids. The transcript is spliced from 13 exons. Gene Ontology annotation, molecular function: G protein-coupled peptide receptor activity; vasoactive intestinal polypeptide receptor activity; peptide hormone binding.